Molecule: messenger RNA, 261 nt
Organism: Thlaspi arvense
Lineage: Eukaryota; Viridiplantae; Streptophyta; Magnoliopsida; Brassicales; Brassicaceae
Source: the annotation of a GenBank genome assembly
CAAGAAAAAAGUUGAGCUCAUCUCUCCCAAACCCUCUGAUGUUAAGAAAACCACCACUACGACGACGACAGCAACAACUUCCGUUGUAGCGAAGAUAACCACCGAGGUCAAAAAGGUACACAUUCAUUGCGCAAAGUGUGACAAACAUCUUCAGGAGAAACUCUUGAAGCACAAAGGUAAUAUCGGAAGUCACACAUCUAACUUGGUUAAUUUGGCACCUAUUCACAUCGUGAAAACGGAUACAAAGGCGCAAACGCUAAC